CAUGAAAUUAUUACAGUGGAAAACCUGGGCAACAGCAGCAAACGACCAUCACCUCAUAUCAGUUGCAGAGCAAGUCCUUGGCAGCCGACCAAGGCGGGAAAAGCGAAGGCGGGAAAAGCGAAGGCGGGCCAGAGAGAAGAGGUUCAAAGAGAGCUACCCAGAGACAGGUUAAGAUACGCUCAGAGGAUGAAGGAGAGAGCAGGAAAAGGCGGCGAGCCGUCCGUGAACGAGCGUUACACUCAGUGGAAGUCUCUGGUUCCCAUUCUCUACGACUGGCUAGCUAAUCACAACCUUGUGUGGCCAUCUCUCUCCUGCAGGUGGGGGCCACAAGUGGAGCAAGCAACAUACAAGAAUCGUCAACGGCUUUACCUAUCUGAGCAGACUGAUGGUAGUGUUCCAAAUACACUUGUCAUAGCAAACUGUGAAAUCGUAAAACCCAGGGUUGCUGCUGCUGAGCACAUUGCACAGUUCAAUGAAGAAGCACGCUCUCCUUUUGUAAAGAAGCACAAGACAAUUAUACAUCCCGGCGAGGUAAAUCGAAUUAGAGAGUUGCCUCAGAAUAGUAAGAUUGUGGCAACACACACUGACAGUCCUGAUGUUCUCAUAUGGGAUGUUGAUUCUCAGCCCAAUCGAAAUGCUGCUUUGGGAGCUGCCAAUUCUCGCCCAGAUUUGGUGUUGACAGGUCAUCAAGAUAAUGCUGAAUUUGCACUAGCCAUGUGCCCGACAGAGCCCUUUGUGCUAUCUGGAGGGAAGGACAAGUCAGUAGUCCUGUGGAGCAUUCAUGAUCAUAUCUCUACCUUGGCAACAGAACAGGGAGAUAAAAAGUCUCCAGGAUCUGGAUCCAUUAACAGUAAGCUGCCUGGGAACAGUCCUACUGUUCAAGCUCGGGGUAUUUUCCAAGGGCAUGAUGAUACUGUUGAAGAUGUUCAGUUUUGCCCUUCAAGUGCACAGGAGUUCUGUAGUGUUGGUGAUGAUUCUUGCAUAAUAUUCUGGGAUUCAAGACAAGGUUCAGCUCCAAUCAUGAAGGUUAAGAAGGCCCACAAUGCUGAUCUCCAUUGUGUUGACUGGAACUCAUUUGACGUUAAUCUUAUAUUGACUGGGUCUGCUGAUAACUCAGUUCGUAUGUUUGAUCGUCGAAAACUCACUUCUGGAGGAGUAGGAUCUCCUGUCCACAUAUUUGAAGGUCACUCUGCUGCUGUUCUAUGUGUUCAGUGGUCUCCAGACAAGUCAUCUGUAUUUGGAAGUUCUGCGGAGGAUGGUGUCUUGAACAUCUGGGAUCAUGAGAAGAUUGGUAAGGAGGAACAUGAAGAACCAAAACCUGCAAAUUCCCCUUCAGGCUUGUUCUUUCGUCAUGCUGGACACAGGGAUAAAGUUGUUGAUUUCCACUGGAAUGCUUCGGAUCCAUGGACUAUUGUUAGUGUUUCUGAUGACGGUGAAAGCACGGGUGGAGGUGGUACUUUGCAGAUAUGGAGAAUGAUGGACCUCAUUUACAGGCCAAAAGAUGAGGUUUUGGCUGAGCUGGAGAAGUUUAAAUCUCACUUGCUCAGCUGUUAAUUUAUCCAUCUUCUCGGUAGGACAUAACAUUUAGACUGAAUUGAUCUUUUUUUGAAACUACAAUCCUGGAAUUUGAAUCUGUUUUGGUCGAACAUGAAACUGCGGUUGUUGAUUUAAUUUUUUUAAUAACCAUCUGUUUUGGUGGAAACUUGAAGCCGUGUUUUUUUUGGGAUUAUCUGAGAUGAGAUUAGGCCAAUUUCAUAUCCUGUAUUUAUUGGACCCGAACAUAAAUUUGAUCAAAAUCGAAGCUGUGCUUCUGA
This is a messenger RNA of Cuscuta epithymum, 1814 nucleotides long. The record is from the annotation of a GenBank genome assembly. Lineage: Eukaryota; Viridiplantae; Streptophyta; Magnoliopsida; Solanales; Convolvulaceae.